Molecule: messenger RNA, 531 nt
Organism: Elephantulus edwardii (Cape elephant shrew)
Lineage: Eukaryota; Metazoa; Chordata; Mammalia; Macroscelidea; Macroscelididae
Gene: EXOSC6
Product: exosome component 6
Exons: 3
Coding region: 1-531 (176 amino acids)
Biological process (GO): rRNA catabolic process; poly(A)-dependent snoRNA 3'-end processing; nuclear mRNA surveillance
Cellular component (GO): nuclear exosome (RNase complex); cytoplasmic exosome (RNase complex); nucleolus
Source: RefSeq, a predicted model, not a curated record
AUGGCUGUGAUAGAUCAGAUGCCCCAGGUACAGCAGGAAGCAGAGGAGAGAAGGGCGGAAAAGCGGCGCGCGGAGCCCGACUGCCGGAAGCGGCUUCCACGCGCGGCUCGGUCAUGCCUGGCGACCACCGCCGCAUCCGCGCUCGAGGUGUCGGCGCUGCUGCUGGAGGACGGCGGCUCGGCGCUGGCCGCCGCGCUCACGGCCGCCGCGCUCGCCCUGGCCGACGCCGGCGUGGAGAUGUACGACCUGGUGGUGGGCUGCGGCCUGAGCCUGGGGCCCGGACCCUCGCCGGCCUGGCUCCUGGACCCCACGCGGCUGGAGGAGGAGCACGCGGCCGCCGGCCUCACCGUGGCGCUCAUGCCGGUGCUCAACCAGGUGGCCGGGCUGCUGGGCAGCGGGGAGGGCGGCCCCGCCGACAGCUGGGCCGAGGCCGUGCGCCUGGGCCUGGAGGGCUGCCAGCGCCUCUACCCGGUGCUGCAGCGGUGCCUGGUGCGGGCCGCCCGCCAGAGGGGCGCCGCCACCGCGUCCUAG